CAAAAUCUCCGUUGUUUUACCAAUAUUGAACUUUAUUGCUUUGUAAUAAGGUCGAAAUGUAUGAAAUCUCGAACAUAGACAUUUCAUCACCAUUCACCGAGGCAAACAGUUUACACGUCUUUACAGUGUGAAAUAACCGACAAACUAUAUCACUGAUAUGACGCGAUAUCUGAUAAUAAGUGAUAAGAAACAGUCGCGAUAUAAACAUUGAACAGAACAUAAGGGAAAAAAGUCAUGAUUUUUUUAUAAAAAACAAAAAAGUUACAAAAAGGUGUUAAAAAUGUUAUGGAUAGUUAUUCUAGCCUUUAUGGCGUAUAGCAAUAAGGUUGAGAGUGUCAACGUGUGUGAUUCUAGCUCCUGUGUGUGUAACGUCAAAACAGAUAUGGAUUUCAGUGAAACGGUGGUGUGUUCUUAUGAUAAUAGAGUUCUGGAUAAAGACUAUACUCUUCCUAUAAGUGUUUACUCGCUAGAUCUAUCAAGAAAUAACUUAACAAAAGUUGUACCAACUGAGUUGUUAAAAUCUAACUCACUAACAGAGUUGAUACUCAGUAAAAACAGAAUAAACAUUAUGCAGGGUAAUUCUUUCCAACUACCUGAACUUAGAAGGCUAGAUUUAAGUGACAAUAAUCUAUUAACACUUGAUGUGUUUAAAAAUAUUAACAAAUUGGAGUAUUUAAAUAUAGCAAAUAAUAAAUUCACAACAUUUGAAAAUAUUAAGUUCCACAAUUUAGCACAACUGAAGGAAAUAGUACUGGAUAGCAACAAUCUGGGUCCAAGUCUGGAAAACAAUAAUUUAUUUGACAGAAAUGAAUAUGGGUUAACAAAUGAAAUAGCUUCUUUAUCUAUAAGUGGAAUAAACUUGAACAAAGUACAUGAAAACUUUUUCGUCGACGCAUACAAUUUGAGGAAGCUAGUUAUUUCAAAUAACAAUAUUAAAGAUGUAUUCGAACUACCAUUUACGUUGGAGUAUUUGGAUCUAUCCGACAAUCCUAUUGAAGAGUUAUCGAGCGAGGAUUUCAACGAUUUAGUCGCACUGAAAGUGUUGAAAUUAAACAAUCUAUGGAUCAAAGAAAUUAAGGAAUACACCUUUGCAAAUCUGCCAGCUCUAACUAGUUUAGAGUUGGAACGAAAUUUUAAUCUAACUGGAUUCAGUGAGAUGGCUUUUGGACAGAGAGUUUUAGACGAUGCUGACGAUUUUGCCUUAGAAAGGUUGUCCUUGAAAAGUUCAAGACUGCAUACGUUGGAUGAGAAGCUACUAGUGCCGUUUGGGCAGUUGUUACAUUUGGACCUGCAGGGGAAUUUUUGGAGAUGCGACUGUCACUUGGUUUGGAUCAAACAGCUGCAAAUACCUGCUCGAGACUAUGCGCAUGCGAGAUGCUUCACACCGAAAACAUUUUUCAACGGUCGGAUAUUCGAUAUAGACGCCAAAUACUUCGUGUGCGGGAUCAAGAACAAGCACAUUGGCUUCACUAUAGCUGCCGUCACCUGCCUACUAUCACUUACAGCUAUAGCGUUCUGUAUAUUCACUGUACCUAAGUAUACUACAAGACUAAAUUACUACGGGAACAUACAGCUGCCUACAGCAGAGUAUACUGUUCUGCCCGCGAUGGUCAGUAUUAGAGACGAUGAUUAAGUUGUUUUUGUAAGUGAAGCCAUAUUGCUCCUUUGCGUUGCGAACUUGGAAGUCUUAUAAUAUCAUCUUACUAAAAAUUGUUACACAAUGGAUACGUUAAACAAUGUUUUUUCCUUCUCUAUUAAUCAUCUUUUCUAAUGUAACAGACAAGGACCUAAAACAUUAUACAGAUUAGUAACUACUUAAAUAAUAUUUUAAUAAGAGAGAUAGGCAUAUUUUAUGUCAUUAUGAGCGAUCCUCCUACGCAUUAAUGUAAAUGCGUAGGAGGAUCGCUUUUCGCUCUCACCAUCUUGUACUGUAUUAAAUUGCGUUGCCGAAAGGCAGCUACGUGGCAUACAAUGCGUUAUUCCAACGACGCAACGCACUGGAGCAGUGUGGCCUCAUUCUUAUUCUCUAUCUGUGAUUUUUGUUGUUAUUGUAUUUAAGAAUUUAUUUACAAAAUAAAGUUUUUCUUAUA
Aricia agestis (brown argus) is the source of this 2090-nucleotide messenger RNA. Its product is annotated as leucine-rich repeat neuronal protein 2-like. Gene Ontology annotation, molecular function: protein binding. The transcript is spliced from 2 exons. Lineage: Eukaryota; Metazoa; Arthropoda; Insecta; Lepidoptera; Lycaenidae. The record is from RefSeq and is a predicted model, not a curated record. Gene Ontology annotation, cellular component: extracellular matrix. The coding region runs from base 281 to 1633 and encodes 450 amino acids.